Molecule: messenger RNA, 1719 nt
Organism: Symphalangus syndactylus (siamang)
Lineage: Eukaryota; Metazoa; Chordata; Mammalia; Primates; Hylobatidae
Gene: CASP1
Product: caspase 1
Biological process (GO): regulation of apoptotic process; regulation of inflammatory response; proteolysis
Cellular component (GO): AIM2 inflammasome complex; NLRP3 inflammasome complex; IPAF inflammasome complex
Molecular function (GO): cysteine-type endopeptidase activity; caspase binding
Source: RefSeq, a predicted model, not a curated record
UCAGUCACACAAGAAGGGGGGAGAGAAAAGCCAUGGCCGACAAGGUCCUGAAGGAGAAGAGAAAACUGUUUAUCCGUUCCAUGGGUGAAGCUCUUCAGGCAGUGCAGGACAACCCAACUAUGCCCACAUCCUCAGGCUCAGAAGGGAAUGUCAAGCUUUGCUCCCUAGAAGAAGCUCAAAGGAUAUGGAAAGAAAAGCCGGCAGAGAUUUAUCCAAUAAUGGACAAGUCAAGCCGCACACGUCUUGCUCUCAUUAUCUGCAAUGAAGAAUUUGACACUCUUCCCAGAAGAACUGGAGCUGAGGUUGACAUCGCAGGCAUGACAAUGCUGCUACAAAAUCUGGGGUACAGCGUAGAUGUGAAAAAAAAUCUUGCUGCUUCGGACAUGACUACAGAGCUACAGGCAUUUGCACACCGCCCAGAGCACAAGACCUCUGACAGCACAUUCCUGGUGUUCAUGUCUCAUGGUAUUCUGGAAGGCAUAUGUGGGAAGAAACACUCUGAGCAAGUCCCAGAUGUAUUACAACUCAAUACAAUCUUUAAAAUGUUGAAUACCAAGAACUGCCCAAGUUUGAAGGACAAACCGAAGGUGAUCAUCAUCCAGGCCUGCCGUGGUGACGGCUAUGGUGUGGUGUGGUUAAAAGAUUCAGCAGGAGUUUCUAGAAACGUAUCUUUACCAACUACAGAAGAGUUUGAGGAUGAUGCUAUUAAGAAAGCCCACAUAGAGAAGGAUUUUAUCGCUUUCUGCUCUUCCACACCAGAUAAUGUUUCUUGGAGACAUCCCACAAAGGGUUCUGUUUUUAUUAUGAGACUCAUUGAACAUCUGCAAGAAUAUGCCUGUUCCUGUGAUGUGGAGGAAAUUUUCCGCAAGGUUCGAUUUUCAUUUGAGCAGCCAGAUGGUAGAGCACAGAUGCCCACCACUGAAAGAGUGACUUUGACAAGAUGUUUCUACCUCUUCCCAGGACAUUAAAAUAAGGAAACUGUAUGAAUGUCUGUGGGCAGGUACAUGUGUAUGGUCGGGAGUGUGGGAAGGUUGAGGAAAGGGUACUGAAAGUCCAUUUUAGUCAAGAACUCUAGGUCUACAGGCUGAGAAUCCUUAAUCCAAAAAUUUGAAUUUUGAAAUGCUCUAAAAUCCAACACUGUGUGAGCGCUCACAAGAUAUUCAAAGGAAAUGUUUAUUAAAACAUUUCAAAUUAUAGGUUUUUGGAUUAGGGAUGUUAAACCAGUAAGUAUACUGUUGAAUUCCAAUAUACAAAAAUAUCUAAAAUUUGAAAUACUUCUGGUAGCAUGCAUUUUGGAUAAGGGAUAAUCAAGCCAUUUACAGAAAAUACUGAAGUAAUGCCUUUCUUCUGAUCAGUGCAGAGCAUGUUGCUCUUCUCCCAAAGUUUUUCAUUUAGACCUCUUCUGAGAUUCAGCUGAUAUUGGCCUAGAAGUGGCUGUAAGACCAUGAACUCUCACUUCUGGAUGUUUCGGUCCUUCACCUCAGCAGGGUAUAUUUAAACAUAGCAUGUGGUCUUUCCUUUUAAAAUUGUGUAUGUUCCCAUUGGUGGUAUAACUUUAUAACUUCCAAGUCUUUAACAAAAUUCUUUCCUAUUUUUUUUUUAUUAUUAUUUCUUUUUCUCACAGGAAGGAAGAAGAGAUCCUUCUGUAAAGGUUUUUGGAAUUAUGUCUGCUGAAUAGUAAACUUUUUUGAAAUAAUAAAUCUGUUAGAAAAAUGAAAA